Saccostrea echinata is the source of this 1233-nucleotide messenger RNA. RefSeq lists its product as uncharacterized. Lineage: Eukaryota; Metazoa; Mollusca; Bivalvia; Ostreida; Ostreidae. The transcript is spliced from 5 exons. The coding region runs from base 53 to 1213 and encodes 386 amino acids. The record is from RefSeq and is a predicted model, not a curated record.
UCUGUUGCGUGUUGAAUUAUAGCUUUUAAUGUAUGUACUUUGAUGAGACACAAUGGAUAGUAAGCAAAAAGAAAUGGACAAAGACGAAAGUCCUUCAUCCUCAGCAACAAAGAAAGAGGAAACUCGGACACCUUCUUUUCGGUCUUCAAUUCCGCGGUGUGCUGACGAUGCACCAGCAUUUUCUCGUACCUCUUUCGGUAUAUCGAAUGAAAAUGAGCUACCGAGGAAUACUUGUUUCUGGACCAUUAAUGUGAUCGAUAAAUUUGGUAUCAGGAGGGUGCUGUCAAACCCAUUCAAACUGAUUUAUCAAGAAUGGUGGCCGUUGAGACUAACUAAAGUUGAAUUAGCUAGAAUUGAGGAAAUUGCUGACAUAUGCUAUUUGCCCUGGAUUAAUUUCAAUUCAUUGGAGGACAUACCCUUUCAAGUGAAUAUGCCUUUUGAAAAGUUUGGAAAUGAGUGGUUCCCGGCAGUAGAAUGUGCUGAACUGAAAUUGUUCAGUAAAAAUCUUCAGACAUUCAGAUUUCAUCUUUUUGAUGUAAUUCAGCAGCUUCACACACAAAAGAAAAGAGAGAGCAUGGAGCCAUGUGGAAUUGAGUAUCAUAUUCUUUUUGAGAAAUUUCUUGGAUUAUUUGAAUUCAGAGCAAAAUCACAGCCACAAUUUCCAAGAGGUCUGGCAAAAAUAUUUGAUCAAGAGAUAUCUUCAAAAGCUGAUCUUCUUUGUUUGAAAAGUGAUGAACCAAAGACGAUAUUAUUUCUCUGUAAGCAUGGUGAGGUGAAAAGAAAAUGCAGUUCAGAUGAAGCAGGAUACUCUCCUGCUAGGAAAAAGCUUUGUUCCACAACAGGACAUGUUACAGUAACCAAGGAAGCAACUUCUAGCACAAAUGUUGACAUUGGUAUGCCAUCAGAUUUGUAUGCCCAGCAUGUUGGUGAACUGCUUGCACAUAUGGACAGUUCUGUGAUGAAUCGUGGUCUACUUGGAAUGGUCAUUCAAAAGACAAAUGUAAUAUUCACCUACCUUGAGAUUGAACAACAGAGCUAUGAAAAAAUGAGAAAAAGAAAAGAACCAGGGUCUGAUUUUGAUCAAACAUUACAAAAGAAUCCUGUAUUAUAUUACACAGAUCAGUAUAACUUCUUGAAAAGGGAUGAUCGUCAUGAAAUUUUCAAAGCGCUAGUUGCUGUGAAAAUGAUGGAAAUGAAAAUUAGUAACAAAUAAAGAAAAGAGUUUAUUCAUUA